Eutrema salsugineum is the source of this 2319-nucleotide messenger RNA. Its product is annotated as mitogen-activated protein kinase kinase kinase 10. Lineage: Eukaryota; Viridiplantae; Streptophyta; Magnoliopsida; Brassicales; Brassicaceae. Gene Ontology annotation, biological process: protein phosphorylation. Gene Ontology annotation, molecular function: ATP binding; protein kinase activity. Bases 1 to 2160 code for a protein of 719 amino acids. The transcript has 2 exons. The record is from RefSeq and is a predicted model, not a curated record.
AUGGAGCAAUUCAGGCAAAUCGGGGAGGUUCUAGGAAGCUUAAACGCGCUUAUGGUAUUACAAGACGACAUCUUGAUCAACCAAAGACAAUGCUGUUUACUGUUGGAUAUCUUCAGUUUGGGUUUCAACACCGUAGCCGAAGAGAUCAGACAAAACUUGAAGCUUGAAGAGAAGCAUACCAAAUGGAGAGCCCUUGAACAGCCUCUAAGGGAGCUCUAUAGAGUGUUCAAAGAAGGAGAAAGGUAUGUCCGGAACUGUAUGUCCAACAAAGAUUGGUGGGGCAAAGUAAUCAACUUUCAUCAGAACAAAGAUUGUGUUGAGUUUCACAUACACAACUUGUUCUGUUACUUUCCGGCUGUCAUCGAAGCCAUCGAGACAGCCGGAGAGAUUUCGGGUCUCGACCCUUCUGAGAUGCAGAGGAGGAGAGUUGUGUUUUCGAGAAAGUAUGACAGAGAAUGGAAUGAUCCGAAGCUGUUUCAAUGGAGGUUUGGGAAACAGUAUUUGGUUCCAAAGGAUAUUUGCAGCCGGUUUGAGCAUUCAUGGAGAGAAGAUAGGUGGAAUCUAGUGGAGGCAUUGCAAGAGAAGAGAAAGUCCAAGAGCGAUGAUAUUGGCAAGACAGAGAAGCGUUUAGCUGAUUUUCUGUUGAAGAAGCUGACCGGAUUAGAACAGUUUAACGGUAAGCUCUUCCCGAGUUCGAUACUUGUUGGUUCUAAAGAUUACCAAGUGAGGAGGAGAUUAGGUGGUGGUGGUCAGUACAAGGAGAUUCAAUGGUUAGGGGAUAGUUUCGUGUUGAGACAUUUCUUCGGUGAUCUUGAGCCGUUAGCUGAAGAGAUCUCUUCUCUGUUAUCGCUUUGUCACUCGAAUAUACUUCAGUACUUAUGUGGAUUCUAUGAUGAAGAAAGGAAAGAGAUUUCUCUGGUUAUGGAGUUGAUGCACAAGGACUUGAAAAGCUACAUGAAGGAGAAUUGUGGACCAAGAAGAAGAUAUCUCUUCUCUGUUCCCGUUGUGAUCGAUAUAAUGCUCCAAAUCGCUCGAGGGAUGGAAUAUCUUCAUUCGAAUGAGAUCUUCCAUGGAGACUUGAAUCCAAUGAACAUUCUUUUGAAAGAGAGAAGUCACACCGAAGGUUACUUCCACGCCAAGAUCUCAGGUUUCGGUUUGAUCUCGGUCAAAACUCAGUCUUUUACUCGGGCUUCCUCAAGACCAACCACUCCUGAUCCUGUGAUUUGGUAUGCACCUGAAGUUCUAGCAGAGAUGGACCAAGAUCUCAAAGGCAGAGCUCCGAGAUCAAAGUUUACACAUAAAGCUGAUGUUUAUAGCUUUGCUAUGGUGUGUUUUGAGCUCAUAACCGGCAAAGUUCCGUUUGAGGAUAGUCAUCUUCAAGGAGAUAAGAUGGCUAAGAACAUUAGAAAUGGAGAGAGACCUCUCUUCCCAUUCCCUUCGCCGAAAUAUCUUGUUAGUUUAAUCAAACGGUGUUGGCAUACAGAGCCGAGCCAGCGUCCGACUUUCUCUUCGAUUUGCAGGAUCCUCCGCUACAUCAAGAAGUUCCUUGUUGUGAAUCCGGAUCACGGUCACAUUCAAAUCCAAAAUCCACUUGUUGAUUGUUGGGACUUGGAAGCAAGAUUCUUGAGAAAGUUCUCACUAGAGUCAGGGUCUCACGCGGAGUCCGUGACACAGAUACCGUUCCAGCUUUACUCAUACAGGAUUGCAGAGAAAGAGAAGAUGAGUCCGGAGAUUAACAAAGAAGAGAAUUCAGAGACAGGUGAGUCUGCUUCAGAGAGCGUUUCAGUGGUUGAAGAUCCACCAACAAUGCCAAUGUACACAAAGUCGUUGUGCUUAGAUGCAAUAUCUGAAUACUCAGAUACAAGAUCAGUUUACUCAGAAGCUCCCAUGAAAAAGAUCUCAGCUUUGAAGAAAAGUGGCGACAUGGCAAAGCUCAGAAGGAAUUCAAGCGCAGGUUUAGAUACGUUUUGUUUAAGGUCUCCAGGAUCAUCGCCUAUAAAGCCAAGAUCAGCACCGAAAGUGUCAUCGCCGCUAAGUCCAUUUGGAAGAAACAGCAAAGCAAGGAAGGAUACUAGAUUGCCUUUGAGCCCUAUGAGUCCGUUGAGCCAUGGAAGACGUAGACAUCUCUCUGGUCCUGCUUCAGACUCUGAGCUAACAUAGCUUUUGAACACACUUCUUGUUUUUGCAGACAACAAACGAAAACAAGAAGAGCUAGAGAUUUUAGUUUCAAUUCCUUCAUUAUAUUCCUUUUUUUGUGUAACAUCUUGAAUUCCUUUGCGUUCCUUUUCUUCUUAUUUUUUGGCUGUAAAUUUUUCUCUU